AUGACUACUCAGUUGAAUUCCAUUGAAAUUUUGACUAGUAGCAACUACAAGAAAUGGAAACAGGAUGUUGAAAUAGUGUUAGGUCUGAUGGAACUGGACUUUGCAUUGACUGAACAGAAACCUACUGAACCUACAACUACUAGCACUGCUGAUGAAAAGGCUAAGUAUAAAAAAUGGAUGAAGGCUAACAAAUUGAUUCUUAUGAUCAUGAAGAGAUCAAUUUCUGAUCACAUAAAAGGUAGUGUCCUUGAUCACAUUAUGAAAUUGGUUAACAUUGCUACCAAACUGAACAAUUUAGGUGUAACCAUUACCGAUGAUUUUUUUGUUCACCAAUCUCUGAGGUCCCUUCCUGAGCAGUUUAACCAACUUAAGACAACCUAUAAUGCACAAAAGGAUAAGUGGAGUGUUGAUGAUCUUAUUACUGUUUGUGUGGUAGAGGAAGGGAGGAUCCAAAAGGAGAAAGUUGAGGGUGUAGUGAACUUUGUUAGUUCGUCUAGAUCAGCUGAUUAUCCCUCUUAUAAAAGAAAAGGUGGACCCAAAUUUCACAAAAAGAAACAUGGUCAUUUUCAUCAUCCAGGUGGUAAUAGUGGUCAUACUAAUAAUCCUGGUGUUAAACCAAGUCUUAUUCAGUUUCCUUUAAAUUCCUGGUGGUUGGAUAGUGGUGCAACUGUUCAUGUAACCAAUGACUUGCAGGAUCUAGUAAGCAGACGGAAGCCAAAAGAGGAUGAAGCCAGUGUUGUUGUGGGCAAUGGACUCAAAGCAAAAGUAGAGUUUAUAGGGAUAUCUAUUUUACCUUCUAAGAAUAAUUCUAGUAUUCGUUUAGAAAAUACUGUUUUUGUACCGUCUAUGAGACGGAAAUUAGUUUCGGUUUUCCUUUUGGACAAAGCUAGUUAUUCAUUUCAACAAAAUAAUGGUAUUAUUAAAAUUUCCUAUGAUUCACAUGUUGUUGCUGAUGCUUUUUAA
This is a messenger RNA of Nicotiana attenuata, 963 nucleotides long. RefSeq lists its product as uncharacterized. NCBI's taxonomy places the organism in Eukaryota, Viridiplantae, Streptophyta, Magnoliopsida, Solanales, Solanaceae. The record is from RefSeq and is a predicted model, not a curated record. Bases 1 to 963 code for a protein of 320 amino acids. The transcript has 3 exons.